AACAUGUGUCACAUUCAACCUCAAAUCUCCAGUUGUCCAGAUUCUCCCUUCCAGUGCAUAAAUCAUCAUUAAUAAUCUCACUUCAUUAGUUCAUUCAGACACGCAUGUGCAACCAUUAGCCAAUAACCAAACCCCCCAACACACAUAUCAGAACACACAGCACAACACAGUUCAAGUUUCUCGUUUCCCUAAACAGAUCCUAACAACACAACACAAACACGGAGAAACAAAAAUGCACGCAAAGACAGACUCAGAGGUAACAAGCCUCGCCGCGUCUUCCCCCACGCGCUCCCCUCCACGCCGUCCUCUUUACUACGUUCAGUCUCCCUCGCGAGAUUCUCACGACGGCGAGAAAACCGCAACGACGUCGUUUCACUCCACGCCCGUUCUCAGCCCCUCUGCUUCCCCUCCUCACUCGCGCCACUCCUCUUCCACGCGCUUCUCGAAGAAGGACCAUAGCCAUAGUCUUAAGCCGUGGAAGCAAAUCGAUGUUAUUGAAGAAGAAGGGCUUCUUCAAGGGGAUGAUCGCCGCAACGGGCUUCCACGUCGGUGCUACUUUCUUGCUUUCGUUGUUGGGUUUUUGGUUCUCUUCUCGUUCUUCUCGCUUAUCCUUUGGGGGGCUAGUAGACCCAUGAAGCCCAAGAUCACCAUCAGGAGCAUAACGUUUGAUCAUGUAAGGGUCCAAGCUGGUUCGGAUGCAACAGGGGUAGCCACCGAUAUGAUCACAUUGAAUUCCACUUUGAAAUUCACAUACCGCAACACAGGCACAUUUUUUGGGGUCCAUGUCACAUCCACACCCGUGGAACUUUCUUAUUCAGACAUUGUAAUUGCUGCGGGAAAUUUGAAGAAGUUUUAUCAAUCUAGGAGGAGCCAAAGAUUGCUGAGUGUAUCAGUGAUGGGUAACAAGAUCCCUCUAUAUGGAAGUGGUGCUAGCCUAAGUAGCACAACGGGUGUGCCAACACUGCCUGUGCCAUUGAACCUCAACUUUGUGCUACGAUCUAGGGCUUAUGUGCUUGGGAAAUUGGUGAAGCCUAAGUACUACAAAACCAUUAAAUGUUCCAUCACAUUGGAUCCCAAAAAGCUCAAUGCUGCUAUUUCCCUCAAGAAAUCUUGCACAUAUGAUUAAUAUGCAUAUGAUGGAGAACAAGUGGAAUGCACAUGUAAAAGAAUUAUUUGAAGAAAAAAAAUUAAUAAAAAUAUUAUUUUAUGAUUAAUGUGUUCUUUUGAUGUGAGGAAAGAAAUGGUACAGCUCAGAGGGAAGUGUGACAAGGACGCGUUUUUGGAAAUGUUUUGCUGCCCAAGUUGCCUCAAAUUGCGGAAAGACAAAGACAUGCAUGUUGGGUUCGGUAGAGAAAUGUAAUCUUCUGAUUGAUCAUUUCAUGAAGACUUUUUUUGUGUUGAUUUAAUUAUUUGUGCGAUUUUAAUUUAUUAAUUGUAAAAGUGACAGGUAAUUUGAAUUCAUUCAGUUUCAAAGUUGUAAUUGCAUCUUUCUCCAUGUAAUUAUGGUGUAAUUAUAGCCAUAUAAAUUUCGCUUUUUGUAAUUUAGUUCCA
Glycine soja is the source of this 1551-nucleotide messenger RNA. RefSeq lists its product as uncharacterized. The record is from RefSeq and is a predicted model, not a curated record. The coding region runs from base 233 to 1126 and encodes 297 amino acids. Lineage: Eukaryota; Viridiplantae; Streptophyta; Magnoliopsida; Fabales; Fabaceae. The transcript is spliced from 3 exons.